AUGAUUCUCUUAUUCUACAUCACGGAUAGCGCCGGCCGCAAGCACCGCCUUUCGACUCUCUGUGGACCCUCCACGACUGCUGUGGGCGCCAUCAACCAGCUUCGCCUCAAACUUUCUAUUCCCACAGAGGUAGACGUGAAGUUGCAUCUUACCAGCGAUGUCCCCAUUCGACACUUGACCGCUCCUCUGACAAGUCUUCGAAAGCAACGCAGUGGCAGCGCGAAGGUUCUGCGCAUCCCUCUGUGGGCCGCACUGAGCGGUCCGGAAACCUCCAUCAACGAAAUAGACUACAGCACCGCUGAUGUCGAGGAUGAGAACGACGCCGAAGCGGAGGAGGACGAGUGGAAGGACGGCUCGAGAAGCGUAUCAAACGCGUCCUCACGACGCAUCAGUAGCCCCAUGGGGAGCACAACCAAUGGCACUCUGCCCAUGCAUGUUGUCUUCUCUGCAUCCCCGCCGAAGAUGUCACCUGUGCCCGUGCAAGCCAAGCGUCCAACCGCCGCCACUCAUUCGAGACCGAAUCGAAUGCCAACAAGCAGCCCACACGAGAGGCCGGAAAAGACACCCGAUCCAUUGGCAGUCAGUGAGGCGAAGAGAAGUGUUUUCUCUGAGACCACUCCUGCUACCACCUCCCUUGCAGCAACGCUGUCACUCGUAAUAAAGCGUCGCAGCUCCCUUGAGGCGGCUGCGUUGGAGGCUCAGGGACCUCUCUCAUCCCGCGGACCGGUGCGUUGUUUGCCAAACAAAUUCGCUCUCCGGCUGCAGGACGUGCCACAGACGACGCGGCACACGCCGCAGCAUUCAGCCGUGAGUGUUUUGGCCAGCUGCACACGUGCUGAUUCAACCAGCAGGGCUGUCGGACUCUACAAGACCGGUUACGCGCGUCGUGAUACCGCCGUCAGCCAGAUCAUGCUCCGUGAGUAUCCGAAGGUAAUCCCCCGCGAUCCAAGGAAUAUCGUGCUGGCCGUGAAAGACGAUGCGCGGCUGGUGUCGUGCACACAUAAUCCCAACUUUUCCUGCUCGUCCGACUUUGAUAGCCUCGGUGACGCAACCUACGCACAGUACCUCUCAAUCGGCCACACACACGGACAGGAGCUUCACGCCCGCUCGCUACCUGCUGGACCUCUGCUAGCACUCUACGGAGAGCUAGGCACGUUGCGGCACAGCUGCUGCCCAACUGCGGCCGUCCACUACGACUUAUUCACUGCACCGUAUGCUGGAAGCUGUCGCUGCGCACUGUUGGAGGGAAUUUGCCGCGGUGAGGAGAUCACAUAUCUCUACAAACACGCCGACUCCCUCGCCUUCUUACUCCUUUCUCGUGACCGACGCCGCAACAUCCUCCAACAGAAGUACUUCAUGGACUGUGACUGCCCUCGCUGUAGUGAGACACUGGAGAACACCACCGCUUCCGCCGCUGCUACCUCGACACCGACCAUAGAUACAACGAUAACGGUAGCUAAAGUGAAGCCGAAGAAGAUCGCGACGAGGACCAAGGCGCAGCUGGAAGCGGAGCUGACUUUAACCGGGGUCUUCUUCACCGACUCGGACGUCGACCGCGAUGCUGCGAAGCAGAGGGAGCUGACGCAGGAGAUGCACAAGGACUUCGAGACGCUCCAAAUCAUGGACGACUCCGGUGUUGAGAUCAAUCUCACCCCCGGAGGCAACGUACCUCCCGCUCAUCGAACGAAGCAGUGCAACCGUCUUCUCGGUUUCUUGCGCAAGUACGGCAGCACAGAGUCCGUUCUUCGUCUUCAUGAGCACCACUGGCGGCUCAAUCUCGUGCGCGCGGCUUAUGUCCAGGAGACGGUGCGGCUUUGUGCUGUGAAGGGUGCCACACCGGUUGCACGACAGCGGGACCCCAGCAGCAAGACACUCUUCGUUCCGACCAAGACCGUCUACGACGUUUGUCUGACGCAGCUUGGGGCGGAGGGACUCUUCAUCCCACCUGGACACCCCCACAGCCUCACCACGUACGAGUCUUACCUUUACCUUCUCGCGAUUCUGCCCCCCGCAAUUGCGCAGGCAACGGCACGCUCCGCGGAAAACGCGCCGAACAUCAAAUGGCAACAGCUACAGAAGACGAGAGAAGUGUGGGGUGUACUGAAGCGAGCCGCGCUGCCACCAAAUAUUCAGAAGAUCCUGCUGCCCAAGGAGCAGCAGUUGCCGCCUACACCGCCGGAGUCUACACCGUCAUCAGCACGGGAGCCACUUGCGCUGGUUGAGCAAUAG
Messenger RNA from Leishmania braziliensis MHOM/BR/75/M2904, 2229 nucleotides. RefSeq lists its product as hypothetical. Bases 1 to 2229 code for a protein of 742 amino acids. The record is from RefSeq and is a predicted model, not a curated record. The transcript has a single exon. NCBI's taxonomy places the organism in Eukaryota, Euglenozoa, Kinetoplastea, Trypanosomatida, Trypanosomatidae. Gene Ontology annotation, cellular component: nucleus.